UCAUCUCAAUCCUAGCUUUUUAUUGCUUGUCUUGUCUAAUUUUUGCUAAGAUGUUCAUCCAAAAUAUAAUUAUGACCAGGCAUGCACUUUUAGCCAUGUGUUUCUUGAUUAUACUUCUUUCAAUGCUCUUUGCCCUUGUUCUUGCAGACCCUCUAUUCACUAUUUGUUCAACUACUGAAUAUGGUAACUAUGAUCUGAAAAGCCCAUUCGGAAAGAACGUGAAGAUUGUCCUUGAAACCUUGCCUUCCAUUACUUCAUCAACCGGCUAUAACAGCACAGCUAUCGGUGAAUUCCCUGACAAAGUCACUGGCAAAGCACUUUGUAGGGGAGAUGUCACUUCGAGUGCUUGUCAGACGUGUUUGAGAGAUGCAAGCCAAAAACUGUUGAAAGAUUGCGAAAGUAAAGAAGCAAUCAUAUGGUAUGAACGAUGCCAAAUUCACUACUCGUUUGAGAAUAUAACUUCAUUGGAUGUUUAUGCCGGGAAGUAUCCAGACAUGGAAUCUCAUAAUAAAUCCGUAUCAGAUCCUGUUCAUUUCUAUGACAAUGUAAGGUUCCUCAUGGACAACCUGUCAAAUGAGGCGGCGCUCAAUCGUUCAAAGCUCAUGUUUGAAACUGGGGAAAUCAAGUUUUCAAGGAACGAAACCAUAUAUGGCCAUGUACAGUGCACUAGAGAUAUCAGAGAAGAUGAGUGUCAGAAAUGUUUGAGCUCUGCUUUGAUUGAUCUCAAGGGAUGUUGUUCUUCAAAGCAAGGUGGAAUUAUUGUUAGUAGGAAUUGCAAUGUAAGAUUUGAGCUGUACAAAUACUACAACACCUCAAGUCACUUGAUAACAUUCCCAACUCCUAAAGGCAGGAGUAACUGGAAGAUGGUGGCAAUUAUUGUGUUUAUACCUACAAUGGUGCUUACAAUAGUCAUUGGAUCUUUCAUUUUCUGUCUGAGGCGAAAAAGAAGAAGACAAAGAGACAUGGAAAGAAGUCACCUAACAUUUUUAAAGGAAUCAGCAAGUCCAAUAGGGUUCACAACGACAGAAGAAGGUCAGUUGGUAAGUUCUGAGGACCUGCCUUUCAUGGACUUAAAUACUAUCAGAGCAGCCACAGACAACUUCUCCGACUCGAAUAAGCUUGGACAAGGUGGGUUUGGCACUGUUUAUAAGGGUAUGUUAACAAAUGUGAAAGAAAUAGCUGUUAAAAGGCUUUCAAUAAAGUCAUGGCAAGGUUUAGAGGAGUUCAAGAAUGAAUUCAUGCUAAUUGAAAAAUUACAACACCGAAACCUGGUGAGGCUGUUGGGAUGUGGCAUGGAAGGAGAGGAAAAGCUGCUCAUAUAUGAGUUCAUGCCUAACAAAAGCCUUGAUAUUUUUAUCUUCGAUGCCGAAAGACGUGCACAGCUUGAUUGGGAGACAUGUUACAACAUAAUUGGUGGCAUUGCUAGAGGACUUCUUUAUCUACACGAGGAUUCGCGGCUUAGAAUCAUUCACCGGGAUUUGAAACCUAGCAAUGUUCUACUGGACCACGAAAUGGUUGCCAAGAUAUCAGACUUUGGCAUGGCCAGAAUUUUCGGCGAAAACCAAAACAAAGCAAACACCAGAAGAGUAGUAGGAACGUUCGGAUACAUGGCUCCAGAGUACGCAAUGGAAGGAAUAUUCUCAGUGAAAUCGGAUGUCUUCAGCUUUGGUGUUAUACUUCUUGAGAUCAUAAGUGGGAAAAGAAGCAGUGGUUUUUACCUCACAGAGCAUGGCCAGACACUCUUAGCAUAUGCAUGGAGAUUAUGGAUCGAAGGGAAGGCAAUGGAGUUUGCGGAUCCUUUGUUGGUGGAAAGAAGCCCAGCAGAAGGGAUUUUGAGGUGCGUGCAUAUUGGGCUGUUAUGUGUGCAGAAGGAUCCAGCAGACAGGCCCACAAUGUCAUUUGUGGAUUUAGCAUUGGCAAGCGACCCAAUAGCUCUUCCUCAACCCCAGCAACCAGCCUUUUCUCUUGUUAAAAUUGUUCCAGCUGACAAGUCUUCAUCAACAGAUCGUUCAGUGAAUCAGAUGACAGUCUCUAGUUUCUUACCGAGGUGAUUGUCAAUGAAAUUGCCACUAUGUUAAUGUGUCCGGCAACAGGCAUGGUUGGGAAUAUAUUAUUUCACUAGUGUAUAAUAACAAUGUGUCUGAUAUUCUUAACCACUUUGUUUAUGUGCCAUGCUUGUGAAUGAA
Messenger RNA from Populus nigra (black poplar), 2186 nucleotides. RefSeq names its product cysteine-rich receptor-like protein kinase 15. The coding region runs from base 51 to 2051 and encodes 666 amino acids. Gene Ontology annotation, molecular function: protein kinase activity; ATP binding. The record is from RefSeq and is a predicted model, not a curated record. The transcript has 7 exons. NCBI's taxonomy places the organism in Eukaryota, Viridiplantae, Streptophyta, Magnoliopsida, Malpighiales, Salicaceae. Gene Ontology annotation, biological process: protein phosphorylation.